Molecule: messenger RNA, 3062 nt
Organism: Leptonychotes weddellii (Weddell seal)
Lineage: Eukaryota; Metazoa; Chordata; Mammalia; Carnivora; Phocidae
Source: RefSeq, a predicted model, not a curated record
UUAAGGAAAAAGCCGCUGAAGUUGAAAUGGCUUCCGACAUCCCUGGAUCAGUGACCUUGCCCGUGGCCCCCAUGGCGGCCACCGGACAGGUGAGGAUGACCGGGGCCAUGCCGGCCCGUGGAGGAAAGCGGCGUUCUGGGAUGGACUUUGACGACGAGGAUGGAGAAGGGCCCAGCAAAUUUUCAAGAGAGAACCACAGCGAGAUCGAGAGGCGGCGGCGGAACAAGAUGACGCAAUACAUCACGGAGCUGUCGGACAUGGUGCCCACGUGCAGCGCGCUGGCCCGCAAGCCGGACAAGCUCACCAUCCUCCGCAUGGCCGUGUCACACAUGAAGUCCAUGAGGGGCACCGGCAACAAGUCCACGGACGGCGCCUACAAGCCUUCCUUCCUGACGGAGCAGGAACUGAAGCACCUCAUCCUCGAAGCAGCCGAUGGAUUUCUGUUUGUAGUCGCGGCAGAGACAGGACGAGUGAUUUACGUGUCUGACUCCGUCACCCCCGUUCUGAACCAGCCCCAGUCAGAGUGGUUUGGGAGCACCUUGUAUGAACAGGUGCAUCCCGAUGACGUGGAGAAGCUGAGGGAGCAGCUGUGCACCUCAGAAAACUCGAUGACAGGCCGGAUCCUGGACCUGAAGACGGGGACGGUCAAGAAAGAGGGGCAGCAGUCUUCCAUGAGGAUGUGCAUGGGCUCACGGAGGUCCUUCAUCUGCAGGAUGAGGUGUGGAAACGCUCCUUUGGAUCACCUCCCUCUAAACAGAAUAACCACCAUGAGGAAAAGGUUCAGGAACGGCCUUGGUCCCGUGAAAGAAGGGGAGGCCCAGUAUGCUGUGGUCCACUGCACGGGGUACAUCAAGGCGUGGCCCCCGGCAGGAAUGACCAUCCCCGAGGAGGACGCUGAGGUGGGACAGGGCAGCAAGUACUGCCUCGUGGCAAUUGGAAGACUGCAGGUGACCAGCUCUCCCGUGUGUAUGGACAUGAGCGGGAUGUCGGUGCCCACGGAGUUCUUAUCCCGGCAUAACUCUGAUGGGAUCAUCACGUUCGUGGACCCGAGAUGCAUCAGCGUGAUCGGCUACCAGCCCCAGGAUCUUCUAGGAAAGGACAUUUUGGAAUUCUGCCACUCCGAGGAUCAGAGCCACCUGCGUGAGAGCUUUCAGCAGGUGGUAAAGCUGAAGGGCCAGGUGCUAUCAGUCAUGUAUCGGUUGCGCACCAAGAACCGCGAGUGGAUGCUGAUCCGCACCAGCAGCUUCACGUUCCAGAACCCCUACUCGGACGAGAUUGAGUACGUCAUCUGCACCAACACCAACGUCAAGCAGCUCCAGCAGCAGCAGGCCGAGCUGGAAGUGCACCAACGGGAUGGGCUGUCCUCCUACGACUUAUCACAGGUUCCCGUCCCCAACCUGCCGGCCGGCGUUCAUGAAGCCGGGAAGUCCGUGGAAAAGGCAGACACCAUCUUCUCCCAGGAAAGGGACCCCCGGUUCACCGAGAUGUUUGCGGGGAUCAGUGCAUCGGAGAAGAAGAUGAUGAGCUCAGCGUCUGCGGCAGGAACGCAGCAGAUCUACUCCCAGGGAAGCCCGUUCCCCCCCGGACACUCGGGGAAGGCCUUCAGCUCUUCAGUGGUCCACGUGCCCGGCGUGAAUGACAUCCAGUCGUCCUCGUCAACAGGCCAGAACAUGUCCCAAAUCUCCCGGCAGCUGAACCAGAGUCAGGUGGCCUGGACAGGGAGCCGGCCGCCCUUUCCCGGACAGCCAAUCCCCUCCCAGUCCAGCAAGACUCAGUCAUCUCCCUUUGGGAUUGGAACGAGCCACACCUACCCAGCAGACCCCUCUUCCUACAGCCCCCUCUCCAGCCCAGCUACCUCGUCGCCCAGCGGGAAUGCCUACUCCAGUCUCGCCAACAGGACUCCAGGGUUCGGUAGGUGGGGACCGAGGGAAAGAAUGCCCGGGAAGCCAGCAGAAACGCUUCCUGAGCAUGCUGAGUUGGAGGGCCUGAGCCCCGAGCUCCCAGAGCCCUGGGAGAAAGCCUAGAGGUUGCCCAGUGCCUCCAGGGCUGAGAGCCGGCUGCGCGCGUCUCGGCUUUGUGGGGUGACGUGUCAUUUUCAAGGCCCUAGAUGAUGUUCCUCAGAAUGCAGUUUUAACCCUUUAUGGCCCUUGGCAAGGACGUUCAGCUGCCCCACGUCUGAAACGCUAUAAUCUUGCUUCAAACGACCGGGUGGCCAAUUAUAGAAAUACAUCAUGUAAAUAGGAGACACUGUCAAGUUCUUUCUUCCUAAUAUUCCAGGAGGGACCCCAUCCCGUGUCAGAGCACCUGUCCCAGCUUUGUUAACAAAACCUCAGGCCAUAAAGGGUUAAGUGGCCACCCCUUCUGGUGCCCGUCCCAGGGGCCUUUGCUGGCUCCUUCUGUGUGGAUUUAAUGGGCCGGGGCUCCCCCUCCCAGAAGGAGGGUUUGCUGAGGGGCCGUGGCCCUUCCAGCGUCCUGAGCCCAUGUUCUCAGAGCGGGACCCCCUCGUGUGGCUCAUGGGGCGUCUCUCUGCAGGACGGAUGCUACUGCCCACAGCCUCCCCCCGCCCCCCCCAGCCUGGGGACACAGCACUUCCUGACCUCUCACCGGCCAUUCCCCAUGGAUACAGCGAAGCUCCCGUUCACUCCUAGCAGGUUCUCCUGUUUGGCCUUAAACUCUCUCUGUUUUACUGUCCCCGAGCGGGCGCUCAGCCGCGUGCUGCCCUGUUUCCCGAGGGACGGGCCCCCGGCCUCUUGCUUUCCAGCCUGCCAGGCACCCAACUCAGAAACCACCGGAAGCUGGAAGCCACUGGCUCCCAGGGGAGCCCUCGCCCCCUGCAGUCUCUGCCUUGGCUUCCUCAGCCCGUGGGGGAGAGGUCCCCCCGCCUCACCCUGAAGGCGGGCCUUUGCAGACGGGAAGCCUGCAGGUAUAGGCCCGGGCUCACAGAGGGGAGGAGACGGGGUCCCGGCCCAGAGGAGGUCACGGUGCAGCUGAGGCCAGAGAGACGCAGGGACACCGGGAAAGGGCAGGGGAGAGGCUCGGACACAGGGAGAGGUCAGGGGAGA